Molecule: messenger RNA, 2222 nt
Organism: Drosophila miranda
Lineage: Eukaryota; Metazoa; Arthropoda; Insecta; Diptera; Drosophilidae
Product: protein regulator of cytokinesis 1-like
Exons: 1
Coding region: 1-2046 (681 amino acids)
Biological process (GO): mitotic spindle midzone assembly; microtubule cytoskeleton organization
Cellular component (GO): mitotic spindle midzone; cytoplasm; spindle
Molecular function (GO): microtubule binding
Source: RefSeq, a predicted model, not a curated record
AUGGUUGACCCAACCUCCAUCAAGGGAGAGAUCCUUGAGAUGACUGGCGAGCAUGUGGAGCAGCUCCAUUCAAUGUGGUCCCUCAUGUUCGAGCCGAAGACAUGCGAAGACUUUCUGCACAAACUCAAGGCGCACGCGGAUAAUUUCUAUACGGAUCUGCUGACCGAGUCGCGGGAGAAGCAGGCGGCCAUCCUGGAUGACAUAGCCGCACUCCGAGCCGAGGCCAGCGACCUCACCCGACUCCUCCAUGAGACGGUGGACAUUGGUCAGAGGCCCGACGAUGUGCCACUGAUCAUAUGGCAGCUGAAGCUGGACAAAAGCAUUGAGCAUCUGCGCGAGGAGCUCUCGAAACGUCGGGCGGAGAUCGGGGAGCUGCUGCUCCAGCAGGAGCAGCUCUGCGAAGAGCUGGGCGCACUGCCGCUCCCUCUACUGGCGGACCCGCUGCCCCUGCCCGAUGAGAUGGACGGCUUUCGCGACCAUCUCGACAACCUGCGCUCUCAGCGCGCAGUGAGCCAGACGGAGCUGGACCAGCUGCGCAAGGCCAUCAAGCAUGACAUGAAGAUGCUCGAGCUGAUGCCCCAGACCGAUGCAGAGGAUCGCCUACUGAACGAUCUGAGCCACAAUCUAACACCAGAGACACUAGAGCGGCUGCGGCAGAUGCGCAACAGUUAUGCCGAGCAGAUCCAGGAGCUGCGCUCCAAAAUCCAUGACAUGCGCGAGAAGAUCUACGUGCUGUGGGAUCGCCUCCAGGAGACGGACGAGAGCGCCAUGCGACGAGUGCGCGAGUGCACCGAGAAUACGCAGCGCACCUAUGACAUCCUCCAUUCGGAGCUGCAGCGCUGCCAGGCACUGCGCAGCCAGAACCUCAAGACGUUCAUCGAGCAGCUGCGCGUCGAGAUAAGCAAGUGGUGGGAUCUAACGCUCAAGAGCCAGCAGGAGCGCAAGCGUUUCUCCAACUACUACAAUAAGUAUUACAACGAAGACCUGUUGGAGCUGCACGAGCUGGAGCUGGAUGAUCUGAAGAGCUUCUACACGUGCAACAAGGAGAUUUUCGAUCUGUACGAGAGCCGUGCAGAACUUUGGUCCCGCAUGCAGGCUCUAGAGGCAAAGGCCAACGAGCCGAAUCGUUUCAAAAGUCGUGGCGGCCAGCUCCUUAAAGAGGAAAAGGAACGCAAGGCCAUCUCGAAGCUGCCCAAGAUUGAGCAGCAGAUCACUGAACUGGUGCACGCCUAUGAGGUGCAAUCGCAUGGCCCGUUUCUGGUUUAUGGCGAGAACAUACUGGAGCUGAUGGCUGGCGAAUGGGAGAACUAUCGGCAGGCCAAGCAGAGCUCGGCCCGCAAGAAGGCCCCGCCCACCACGAGGACGGGCAGCAGCAGCAAAUUGAUGAUGCCACCGCCGACUGCCGGUUCAACGGCCCCUCGCACGCCCCGAACUUUGAAGAACAUGUCCUCAAUGUCGACCUCGACAAUGUCGUUGCGCAAGACCCCAACAAUCCAGCUGAUCACUCCCAAUAUGACCAAGAGCACUGGGAAUCUGCACAAGCGACUAAAUCCAUCAGCAGCCGCCAGCUCUUCGGGGUAUCGGCUGGCCAACAGCCAGCUGAAGGCGUCCAAGUCGCCACUAAAGCGGGUCCGCGUCCUGGACAACACAUUGCGUCGCAGCGGGGGAUUGGGCAGACGCAGCCUUGGCACACGCUCGAAAAAGAAGCCACGCACAAAAUCAGCGGUGCCGGAUACAAGAUCGCCCAGCGAUUCCGAGUAUAUGACCGAUGAGACCACUGAAAAUGACCGCGAAGCCGGGAUCUCCUAUGACGAAUUUGUGCCCACGAGUCGCUCCUCAGUGCUGCCCGUCGGCGGGGCUCAGCAUCAGCGCAAUCGCGUGGCUGUGCCACGAAUUCGCCAUGUCCUCGUAAACCACAAUUCGGUGGCGUCGGCCGCCAACACACCGUCAAAGCAGGCGGUCAAUCAGGAGGAGAGGCCUCGAUUUGGCAAUCAAUUGAAGCUCCCGUCGCCACGUGAAAGUCGCAUGUGGCCGAAUCCACGAUGAGAUUAUCUAUCGAAAUUACUACUAAAAUGUACCUAUAUUUUUGGAAUUUGGAAUUUUUAUUUGCGUUUUAUGUUUGAUUUUAUUUUAUGUACCUUUAUCUGUUUAUCUCUGUUUCAUUUAUUUUCGAUGUUGGCCCAAUAAAAAUUAAAUUAUCUUCAAGAAGGACAACCGAACCA